Aspergillus aculeatus ATCC 16872 is the source of this 1868-nucleotide messenger RNA. RefSeq lists its product as uncharacterized. The coding region runs from base 159 to 1727 and encodes 522 amino acids. The record is from RefSeq and is a predicted model, not a curated record. The transcript has a single exon. NCBI's taxonomy places the organism in Eukaryota, Fungi, Ascomycota, Eurotiomycetes, Eurotiales, Aspergillaceae.
UUUGUCACACGGCAGUUUCGCAUGGUCGCACCGUGCAACUGAAAAAAGCACCACCGGCUUUGUGCGGCUCAGCCCAGACGCUUAUAUUUGACUCGCAGGAUCCCCUGAAGGCAACGAUUUCUCUCUUUCUUCCCAAACGACCAUCAAAGUUCAUCACAAUGCUCGUCGAGAUUGUCACUCUAAUAGUCAUGUCGGUGGCCCUGCCACUAUGGCAGUGGUAUCAGCCUCUUUCCCACGCCUCUUCCUCCAUACCAUCUGCCCCAUCCACCACCGACUCCAUCUCACACCAACAAAAGGCCCAGCUCCACGAAGUCGCGUAUCUGAUGUCAGAAAUCUAUCAGACCCUCGUCGAAAUGCGAUACCUCGAUCCAGCCGGCGUCCAUACGGGACCACACAACCUCACAGUACUCGAACCUGAGUUCGAAGAGUUGCAGAUCGACCCCGCCGUUCAAUAUCUCUACAGCAUCCUACCAUACGUCGACACGGAAGCCGCCGGCAACCGCGGCUUCUUGCACGGCGGCGAGUUCACCGACUUCCGCGACGUCGACCAGGUGGAACAAGGCCGCGAUCCCUUCUAUGGGUCGCCCAGUGAUCCAUAUUUCGAGGACGAAGACGGACCGUACAUGCGCCCGUGGGUCACACCACUCACCCAACUUGGAAAUCACGGAAGUGUGAUUGUCUACGACGCGCGCCGUCACUUCAUCUGGAUAAUCGAUCAGGAGGGCUGGUCAACGACCGACUUGGCGCUACAGGAGGUUGAGGAGCGGGAACCCAUGUCGGCGAACCGAAACAGCUUCGAGCAUAUUCCACAUCGCCCGGCCGGGGAUGUGCUUCGGGAUAUUGUGCGGUGGUAUCAUGCACUCGAUGAAGUUCCCAACGGAGGGGAUGGUUGGGAUGAGUGGUCGGCGUUGGAAGAAGCACAGGUGCGUGGCUUGUACCAGAAGAACGGAUGGCCGGAUGCUUUCGAUGGGGAAGCGUUUGAGGUCGACCUCGUGAGGGCAAUCGCUGCCUUUGUAGUGGAAAGCUUUGCGACUGAACCGCUUGACGGGCUGCGGCACUACAAGGAUUCCAUCGAUGAUGGCUAUCGCUUCCUCGCGGAGGCGGAAGAGAAGCUGCGAUUAGCUCGAACCCAAGAAGAAGAGUGGGAUGCGCGCUGGCGCAUGUUGCUCGCGGAAUGGCAAUACCGGCGCGGCGAGGCGUUCUUGGUAAUGGCUGAACAGAACGCUAACAGAAUGUCUCCGGGGAGCGUGUGCCUACAGCCGCAGGGUCGUCCGCUGUGGGAGGUGCAGUUCUUGCACGAAGAGGUCGAGCAGAAGAAGACGCAAUUGGCGGAGGCGGAGCAAGAGUGGUCGGGUGCGUCUGGAAACCAACAUGUCCUGGGCAUUGAUGUCGCGCAGUGGAAUAAGGAACAACACCUUGCGAAACAGAGACUGGCCAUCUACCAGAAAGCGCUCGAGGCAGCACAUUCGGAUGCAGAGCGGCUGUGCCCCGGCCAGACCUUCCAGUCGAAUACUGGGUUAGAGAGGCUUCGAUGGCCCUACGACUGGAAUCGAGAUAUCCAGGCUGAGCACGACUUCACCGUUCAAGGGCUCGAGAGCGCAAGGAGUUUGUUGGCCCAAAUCCCCGAUGAAGUAGAAAGUGUUCGAUUCAAGGUUAUGGAUUACAUUCGGAACACUGAAGCCUGGCUCGAGUACUCGGAUUCGCAAGCGAACGAGACGCAGGAAUAGUUGCUCGUCUUACUGGUUGACUUGCUCACUAUUUGCUUUGCUCUGACAACACUGACUCUUGUGUAGAGGCUUAGCUUUCGACCGCCAGUAUGGUAUCGUUUCGUACUAUUGCGAUAAUGAUUUAAUUGGAUAAUAAUUUUC